This is a messenger RNA of Grammomys surdaster, 410 nucleotides long. RefSeq names its product ankyrin repeat and IBR domain-containing protein 1-like. The record is from RefSeq and is a predicted model, not a curated record. NCBI's taxonomy places the organism in Eukaryota, Metazoa, Chordata, Mammalia, Rodentia, Muridae. Gene Ontology annotation, biological process: ubiquitin-dependent protein catabolic process; positive regulation of proteasomal ubiquitin-dependent protein catabolic process; protein polyubiquitination. Gene Ontology annotation, cellular component: ubiquitin ligase complex; cytoplasm. The annotation marks the transcript as partial. Gene Ontology annotation, molecular function: zinc ion binding; ubiquitin conjugating enzyme binding; ubiquitin protein ligase activity. The transcript has 3 exons.
UUGUUGGAGUCAGUGAAGCCUAUGAGGACGCUGCCAAUUGUCUCUGGCUGUUAACUAACUCCAAGCCUUGUGCGAACUGUAAGUCUCCAAUACAGAAGAACGAGGGCUGCAAUCACAUGCAGUGUGCCAAGUGCAAGUAUGACUUUUGCUGGAUUUGCCUAGAAGAAUGGAAAAAACAUAGUUCUUCCACUGGAGGUUAUUACAGGUGUACUCGCUAUGAAGUCAUCCAGCAUGUCGAGGAGCAAUCCAAGGAGAUGACUGUGGAGGCUGAGAAGAAACAUAAACGGUUUCAGGAACUUGACAGAUUUAUGCACUAUUAUACAAGAUAUAAAAACCAUGAGCAUAGUUAUCAGGUAUGUCCCAAAUCAUUACAAACGAGCUAAAAUACCCUGUUAAGAAUAAGUAAAGAG